AUGGCUGUUGCAUCCAACGGUCCCCUUCUUGAAAAGUACCUGGGCCUCGAUCAAAGAGGCUCUGUGCAAGCUGAAUACAUCUGGAUUGACGGCUUCAAUCAGUUACGUUCCAAGACCAAGACCCUGAGCAAAGUGCCUUCCUGUGUGGCCGAGCUGUCUGAAUGGAACUUUGACGGAUCCUCCACCGGUCAAGCUGAGGGCCAUGAUUCCGAUGUUCUGUUGCAACCCGUCGCCAUGUUUGCCGAUCCAUUCCGUGGUGGUGGUGGUGGUGGUGACAAUAAGCUUGUUCUAUGCGAAACGUACAAUCCAGGUAACCAGAGCAUUCAACCCGCGGUGGUGGUGAUCACUCAACUCAUUCUUAAUAUGAUAAUCACCACAGAUGGCACCCCGCACGCUACCAACUUUCGCUAUGCAUGCAAAAAGGUGAUGGACACAUACGCUGAUGCAAAGCCAUGGUUUGGUAUUGAGCAAGAAUACAUGUUGAUGGAUCCUGAAACGAACCGCCCUUACGGCUGGCCACGUAACGGCUACCCCGAACCACAGGGCAAAUACUAUUGCGGUGUUGGCGCAGGCAAGAUCUUCGGAAGAGACAUCAUCGAGGCCCACUAUCGUGCGUGCUUGUUUGCUGGCAUCAACAUCUCCGGCAUCAACAGCGAGGUCUCAGCGUCACAGUUCGAAUACCAGGUUGGCCCGUGUGAAGGCUUGGAUAUGGGCGACCAGCUGUGGAUUGCGCGCUACAUCCUAGACCGUGUUGCCGAGGACUUUGCCGUUGCUGUCACGAUCCAUCCCAAGCCUAUCCAGGGCGACUGGAACGGUGCCGGCUGCCACACCAACUUCUCCACCGAGGAAAUGCGGCAAGACGGCGGCCUGGCUGCGAUUGAAAAGGCCAUUGAGAAAAUGAGCUUGAAACACUUUGAACACAUUGCCGUUUACGGUGAGGACAAUGACCAGCGUUUGACUGGCAAGCACGAGACUGGCCACAUUGGUGCUUUCUCGUACGGUAUUGCCAACCGUGGUGCAUCCAUCCGCAUCCCUCGCCAAGUCGGCAAGGAAGGCAAGGGCUACAUGGAAGACCGUCGGCCUGCUUCUAACAUUGACCCUUACCGUGUCACUGCCAUCGUUCUAGAGUCUUCUUUGGGCCCAUAA
Molecule: messenger RNA, 1146 nt
Organism: Zychaea mexicana
Lineage: Eukaryota; Fungi; Mucoromycota; Mucoromycetes; Mucorales; Lichtheimiaceae
Exons: 2
Coding region: 1-1146 (381 amino acids)
Cellular component (GO): cytoplasm
Molecular function (GO): glutamine synthetase activity
Source: RefSeq, a predicted model, not a curated record